AUGGCUCCAUCGAAACUUCGUACUCCCGCCGGUGUCGAUCAUGAUUAUAAUUUCCUCCAUGGAAUCGAGCGUUCUGUCGAACGUGCCGAGAAGCUUCUCGUUGAAGAGCGUGGUAUCGUGCAAGAGGAGGAAUUGCGGCCGAUGACAGUCCAAGAAGUCAAAUGGAAGCCUGGAAAAGACGGGCGCAAGCGCAAGGUUCUCGUCACACGAGUUUUGCGCGAAGCCAAAGGCAGAACCUUUGAACGGUUUCUGUCUGCGCGAUUGAGGAAGCUGAACAUCACUAUCGUGUGUGCGCCGCUGGGUAUGGCUAGGCAGAAGGAGAACCAUACUACACUCAAUCGGCGAACCAACAGAAUCAACUGGCAAGUUGAGUGGAUGGUGUUGGAGAAUCUUCCCGAUGCGGAGCCAAAGAAAGCCCGAAUAUUGUCGAAGGUUAUGGAUGAUGUGCCACUAUAUGAAGCAUACCAUACUUCACUAGAAGAACAGCAGAGGACGAAAGGGCAACAGGCUAAGAAGACCCCGCGAGCAGGUAUGGACGGACAAGUGCAGGACUUGGUGAACUACACAUGGUCCUCUGGGUCAUUUGCGCUCCAAGAUCCCUUUACAGGUGCUUGGGCGAAUCAUAACGACACAGAGCCAGGCUUGUGGCCAUCUGAGAAGAUAGAAGCCCAGAAGAAGCUGUUCCAAUUCUUUCUCGCAAAGUUCCGGACCCCUUCGGACAAGCCUUCUGUUGUCACUAAACUCGACCCCGAAGACUGCCUGCGAGAGGUACUGAGAAAUACGCGCGUGCUGGAAUUUCCCACAAUAUGGGUUCUUGACCAAGAUCAGAGCCUUCCUGAGACCUUCGCACUUGGACCCAAGGAUAAGGUCCCUCAAGAAAGUAAUAAGAGGAAAACCCCCCCUGGAAAGAAAGGACCAGCCAAACCGAGCAAAAGAAGAAAUAAGGGUCAGGACGUAGAAGAGGGUGAGAUCAGGAGUGACGGGGAGGGCAAUGAGUCAGACGAUGGCAUCAACACUGAAUUCAAGGGAGUGAGCCUUGAAGAAGGUGAUGUAAUUGCUGAACAGAGCCUUGGAGAAGAGGAUGAUGACGAUGAUGAGACGAGUAGCUCUGGAAGUGAUAGCGAGGAAGGUUGA
Messenger RNA from Fusarium musae, 1134 nucleotides. RefSeq lists its product as uncharacterized. The transcript has a single exon. Bases 1 to 1134 code for a protein of 377 amino acids. Gene Ontology annotation, biological process: box C/D snoRNP assembly; maturation of LSU-rRNA from tricistronic rRNA transcript (SSU-rRNA, 5.8S rRNA, LSU-rRNA); snoRNA localization. Gene Ontology annotation, cellular component: nucleus; pre-snoRNP complex. The record is from RefSeq and is a predicted model, not a curated record. NCBI's taxonomy places the organism in Eukaryota, Fungi, Ascomycota, Sordariomycetes, Hypocreales, Nectriaceae.